Molecule: messenger RNA, 1554 nt
Organism: Prorocentrum cordatum
Lineage: Eukaryota; Dinophyceae; Prorocentrales; Prorocentraceae
Source: the annotation of a GenBank genome assembly
AUGGUCUCCCUUCUCCAUUUGACCUCCCUCUCUCCAUUCCGCCUCCCUCCCACUCUACGUCUCCCCUAUCCUUCCCAAGCCCGAGAGCAGGCCGGCAUAAAACAGUACGUCGUGCAAUUGGUCAUCAAGAUCUCGUCUGACGAGCACCACGCCGCGACCCAGAAGCAUUUCUUGACCAAGCUCAACGAGACGCUGGUACACAUCGUGAAGCAGGAGUGGCCACACGCGUGGGAGAAUUUCAUCCCGGACAUCUGCAACUCUUCCAAGGCGAACCAGUCGCUCUGCGAGAACAACCUCCGGAUCCUGAACCUGCUGAGCCAGGACGUGUUCGCCUUCGGGAAGGGGCAGAUGGUGUCGCAGAAGGUGACGCGGCUGAAGGAGUCCCUGAACUCGCAGUUCUCCACCAUCUACGAGCUCUGCAACUUCAUCUUCAAGAGCCACAUCCAAAGUCCAGGGUCCCUGAAGGCCACGCUGCUGACGACGACCCUGUCGACGCUCGCCAACUUCCUCGAGUGGGUACCGCUGGGCUACGUCUUCGAGACGGACCUGAUCCAGACGCUGCUGGUGCACUUCUGGGACCCCCUGGAGUACAGGAUAGAGUGCGCAAAGUGCUUGAACGAGAUCGCCUGUCUGCAUGUCGGCGUCCAGCAGUACCAGCAGCAACUUGUCGUCUGCUUCCAGGGUGUCGUGGAGAAGAUACAGCAGCUGCCGGAGAACACACCUCAGGCCUGCGCGGCGAUGCCGGGCCCCCAGAAGAUCUUCUGGGAGGUGUUCCACAACCAGAUCGCCCUGCUUCUGACGGGCUUCCUGAGACACAACAUGGCCGCCAUGGAGGCGCAACAGCAGUACAUGCUGCCGGCGCUCAUGUACCUCGUGCGCAUCUCCAGUGGGAACAACGAGGAGACGUUUAAGAUUUGCGUCGAGUUUUGGCACACGUUCAGCGCGCGCCUCUACAUCGAGCUGCAGCAGAGCAAGCAGCACCAGCGGGGGCACUCGCCGCUGAUGCUCGACGGUCAGCGGGAGGAGGAGGAGGAGGAGGAGGAGGAGGAGGAGGAGGAGGAGGAGGAGGAGGAGGAGGAGGAGGAGGAGGAGGAGGAGGAGGAGGAGGAGGAGGAGGAGGGAGGAGGAGGAGGAGGAGGAGGAGGAGGAGGAGGCGGAGGAGGAGGAGGAGGAGGAGGAGGAGGAGGAGGAGCAGGAGGAGGAGCAGGCGGAGGAGCAGGAGGAGGAGCAGGAGGAGCAGGAGGAGGAGGAGGGAUCGAUGGUCGAGAAUACGGAUACGUUUUUACGUUUGCCGGCUGUUCUGCUCAUGCAGGAGUUCCUUCGUCUCCACGGGUGGAUCUGCCUCGAAGUCCUGGUCAGAACGCGCCCCUUGAGAGGACCAGGGGAGAUUGCUUUAGGGGAGGAGAAGAAAGAAUCGCCACGAGGAAGGGGAGGGGGGAGGAUGAGGAGGAUGAAAGACUGGUAAAGUCCAGCGCCUGUUCUGCCGAACCUUCUGAGCGUGAAGCGCUCCCUGCCUCAGGGUGCGAACGAAAUAGUGUUUUUGCGAUCUUGUGA